Amoebophrya sp. A120 is the source of this 228-nucleotide messenger RNA. The record is from the annotation of a GenBank genome assembly. Lineage: Eukaryota; Dinophyceae; Syndiniales; Amoebophryaceae.
ACUGUAUCAGCUUCAGUCGAACAAUUGAAAUCCGGGGCGAAGCGCUCCGUGCGGUCUACCGACUAGCAACGCUGUACCAAGUUCCGGUAGAUCGAUUGAUGUUUGGCCUUAGCGUCGCGGCCCAACGUCGCGCGUCGAACAGUUCGGGGCCUCUGACCUACACACUGUAUGUGCCGAUGCGCGAUGAAGCAGAUUGCGUUGGAGCCGUCGGUUUGUUCGUGGAUUUUC